GCCGCUAGUACCUGUUUAUGAUGACCCAAGUCAGUUGGAUGUGCUGACACCAAAUCAUAUUCUCUUAUCAAGAAAUCCUGAACAGGUUCCUGAAAUCGACGUUAGUUUAUGUGGACGUUAUUCACGACGAUGGAAACAAGGGCAACUCCUUGCCGAUACGUUUUGGAGAUGGUGGAAGCGGGUGUACUUGACGACCUUACAAUCGCGUGCAAAGUGGUUUCAACGACAUCGAAACUUACAAGUGGGAGACCUAGUACUAGUGACUGCUGAGCCUUCACCUCGCAAUCGUUGGUCAAUGGGAAUAAUUACAGGCGUUACGGCAAUCUGUGAUGGGUAUAUCAGAUAAGUGGAUAUCAAGACACCGAGGGGUAUAAUCAAC
Trichobilharzia regenti is the source of this 379-nucleotide messenger RNA. Lineage: Eukaryota; Metazoa; Platyhelminthes; Trematoda; Strigeidida; Schistosomatidae. The record is from the annotation of a GenBank genome assembly.